AUGGAUGCAGAGGCAGGUGUGGAUGCCCAGGAAGUCACCCUGGCCGUCCCUGGUGAUAGCUCCCUCGCCUCCCGGUUGGUGGCCCCACCCCGGCCCUCACGGAGGCACUGGAAGACUCUCAGUCGGAAAUGCCACCAGAGCGGCCUCUCUGUGCUUGUUCCCAAAUCAGCAGAGGGCCAGCCCAUCCUGCAGGAAAGGCAUCGGUGCCCCGGGCCCCCGGGCCUCCCCAAGGGUGCAGCCCAGGCAGGUGACCAGCAACUCCCCACCCCAGAAUCUUGCCUGCUCAAAGGGAACUGGAACACCCCCUCCAUGGUGAACAACAACGGGAUCAUCUCCUUCCUGAAGGAGGUUUCUCAGUUCACCCCGGUGGCCUUCCCCAUCGCCAAGGACCGUUGUGUGGUGGCAGCCUUCUGGGCAGAUGUGGACAACCGGCGUGCGGGCGACGUGUACUACCGGGAGGCCACCGACCCGCCCACGCUGCACAGAGCCACCGAGGAUGUCAGGCGCUACUUCCCUGAGCUCCCAGACUUUUCCGCCACCUGGGUUUUCGUCGCCACCUGGUAUCGAGUCACCUUCUUUGGAGGCAGUUCCUCUUCCCCCCUAACCGCAGUGUCAUCUCCCUUCUUUGCCAACUACAUGAGCAAGCAGACGACAAGGAGAGACUUUGUGGAUUGGCGGGGGGGCGGGAAGACUCACCUGAAAGCUGCGAUGGCGCACGCCUCCGUAUGCCUGGCCUUGCGUCCGUGCCUCAACGGCGGCAAGUGUAUCGACGACUGCAUCACAGGCAACCCCUCCUACACCUGCUCCUGCCUCUCGGGCUUCACAGGGCGGAGGUGCCAUCUGGAUGUGAACGAGUGUGAUUCCCACCCGUGUCAGAAUGGCGGGACCUGCACCCAUGGUGUCAACAGCUUCAGCUGCCAGUGCCCAGCCAGCUUCACAGGACCCACCUGUGAGACAGCUCAGUCCCCAUGUGACACCAAAGAGUGUCAGAAUGGCGGCCAGUGCCAGGCAGAGAGCGGCUCUGCAGUGUGUGUGUGCCAGGCAGGGUACACGGGGGCAGCCUGCGAGACGGACGUGGACGAGUGCAGCUCUGGCCCAUGCCUGAACGGAGGGUCCUGUGUUGACCUAGUGGGGAAUUACACCUGCUUGUGUGCAGAGCCCUUCAAGGGACCUCGCUGUGAGACAGGAAGCCACUCAGUGCCCGAUGCCUGCCUCUCAGCUCCUUGCCAGAACGGGGGCACCUGUGUGGAUGCAGAUCAAGGCUACGUGUGCGAAUGCCCUGGAGGCUUCAUGGGCCUGGACUGCAGGGAGAGAAUCUCCGAUGACUGUGGCUGCCGCAACGGAGGCAGAUGCCUGGGCACCAACAGCACACUCUGCCAGUGUCCCCCCGGCUUCUUCGGGCUCCUCUGUGAAUUUGAAGUCACGGCCAUGCCCUGCAACAUGAACACACAGUGCCCUGAUGGGGGCUACUGCAUGGAGUAUGGCGGCAGCUACCUUUGCGUCUGCCACACCGACCACAACGUCAGCCACUCCCUGCCGUCCCCCUGUGACUCAGACCCCUGCUUCAACGGUGGCUCCUGUGACGCCCACGAUGACUCCUACACGUGCGAGUGCCCGCGCGGGUUCCACGGCAAGCACUGCGAGAAAGCCCGGCCACACCUGUGCAGCUCGGGGCCCUGCCGGAAUGGGGGCACGUGCAAGGAGGCGGGUGGCGAGUACCACUGCAGCUGCCCCUACCGCUUCACCGGGAAGCACUGUGAGAUAGGGAAGCCAGACUCGUGUGCUUCCGGCCCUUGUCACAAUGGUGGUACCUGCUUCCACUACAUCGGGAAAUACAAGUGUGACUGUCCCCCAGGCUUUUCUGGGAGGCACUGUGAGAUAGCCCCCUCCCCCUGCUUCCGGAGCCCGUGUGUGAAUGGGGGUAUCUGCGAGGACCUAGGCACGGAUUUCUCCUGCCGCUGCCAAGCGGGGUACACAGGACGCCGGUGCCAGGCAGAAAUUGAUGAAUGCCAGUCUCAGCCGUGCCAGCAUGGGGGCUCCUGCCAGGACCACAUCGCCGGGUACCUGUGCCUCUGUAGCACAGGGUAUGAGGGAGCCCACUGUGAGCUGGAGAUAGACGAGUGCUUAACACAGCCUUGCAGAAACGGUGGUUCGUGCAGGGACCUCCCAGGGGCCUUCGUCUGCCAGUGCCCUUCAGGCUUUGUUGGAGUCCACUGUGAGACAGAGGUGGACGCCUGCGCCUCCAGCCCCUGCCAGCACGAAGGCCGGUGCGAGAAGGGCGACGGAGCCUACCUGUGCGUCUGCCCAGAGGGCUUCUUUGGCUACCACUGCGAGACAGUGAGUGACCCCUGCUUCUCCAGCCCCUGUGGGGGCCGUGGCUACUGCCUGGCCAACAAUGGGUCCCACAGCUGCACCUGCAAAGUGGGCUACACAGGCAAGGACUGCACCAAAGAGCUCUUCCCACCAACGGCCCUCAAGGUAGAGAGAGUGGAAGACAGCGGGGUCUCCAUCUCUUGGCGCCCACCUGAAGGCCCAUCUGCCAGGAAGGUGCUCGAUGGCUAUGCGGUCACCUACGUCUCCUCCGAUGGCUCCUAUCGCCGCACAGACUUCGUGGACAAGAGCCGCUCUGUGCACCAGCUCCAGUCCCUGGCAGCUGGCAGGGCCUACAACAUCUCCGUCUUCUCAGUCAAGCGCAACACCAAUAACAAGAACGACAUCAGCAGGCCCACAGUGCUGCUCACCCGCACACGCCCACGCCCUGUUGAGGGCUUUGAGGUCACCAACGUGACGACGAGUGCCAUCUCAGUGCGGUGGGCUCUGCACAGGAUCCACCAUGCCACCGUCAGCCAGGUGCGAGUGUCCAUCCGCCACCCUGAGGCCCCCGAGGCCCAGUCCACCGAUGUGAACAGGAGUGUGGACGGGUUCACAUUCGGGGCCCUGCUGCCUGGAAGGAGAUACACCAUCCAGGUGACCACUCUCAGUGGGCUCGAGGGAGAGGACCAUCCCACGGAGAGCCUUGCCACCACACCACUGCACGUGUGGACACGGCCUCUGCCUCCAGCAAACCUGACUGCCUCCCGAGUCACGGCCACCUCCGCCCAUGUGGUCUGGGACGCCCCCACCCCCAGUGCCUCACUGGAGGCUUAUGUCAUCAACGUGACCACCAGCCAGAGCACCAAGAGCCGCUACGUCCCCAACGGGAAGCUGACGUCCUACACGGUGCGCGACCUGAUGCCAGGGCAGCGGUACCAGCUCUCAGUGACGGCAGUGCAGAGCUCGGAGCAUGGCCAGCUGCACAGUGAGCCUGCUCACCUUUACAUCAUCACCUCCCCCAGGGAUGGCACCGACAGACGCUGGCCCCAGGGAGGACACCAUCCACGGAUGCUCAGAAAUAGACUGCCCCCAGUGCGCCUGCCGGAGCUGCGCCUACUCAAUGACCAUGGUGCCCCCGAAACACCGACCCACCCCCCCAGGUUCUCAGAACUUGUGGAUGGCAGAGGAAGAGUGAGCGCCAGAUUUGGUGGCUUGCCCAGCAAGUCUGUCACCGUGGGAUCACGACCCACAGCCCUGGUGCAGCCUGAGGAUACAGAGGAGGCCCCCAAGCAGGCCCAGCUGGCCCUCCAGCUCCCUGAACACAGCGACAAGGACAUCAAAAACACUCCCGGGAACUGUUCAGAAAACCCCUGUCAGAACGGAGGCACCUGUGUGCCGGGCACUGAGGCCGAGGGCCCACGUUGUGACUGCGGGCCAGGCUUCAAAGGCAGACGCUGUGAGCUCGCCUGUAAAAAGGUGCCCCGCCCCUGCACUCGGCUAUUCUCGGAGACAAAGUCCUUUCCAGUCUGGGAGGGAGGCGUCUGUCACCAUGUGUACAAAAGAGUCUACAAAGUUCAGCAAGACAUCUGCUUUAAAGAGAGCUGCGAGAGCACAAGCCUCAAGAAAACCCCACACAGGAAACAAAGUAACAGUCAGACACUGAAGAAACCUUAAGAAAGGAGGAACAGUCAUUUCAAGAAGUCUCUACUGUAGUCCAGAACCAUUUCCCAGUCUCUAAAGUCCCACUUGAGAACACAAGGCAGAGCUCAGUGAAGGAUCUCGAACACUGGGUGAACAGAGAAAGCAACGUACACAAACACGGGCUGCUGACUCCGCUGCAGCACUGUGACCUGUCACUGUUUGUCCACAUAAGCUACAGCAUUGCUAGCAAAUGGUAAGAUCAAGUGAUAUCACUGGAGCAGCAGAUGAAACCUUCUACUACCAUGGUCAUGACCUCAAGCACCUCAGCCAUGAAGCAAAUGCUAGCAUGUUCCAGAUUUUAGCUUAUAAGGCUUUGUUUCAACAAGAAAUGGUCUACUGAAUCCUGAGCUUGGUGCUGUGUUGUCAUGAUUAACCCAUUUUGAUGUUUUACAAAUUAAAUAUCUAGUAAAAAGACUUCCUGAUGCUAAA
Molecule: messenger RNA, 4443 nt
Organism: Galeopterus variegatus (Sunda flying lemur)
Lineage: Eukaryota; Metazoa; Chordata; Mammalia; Dermoptera; Cynocephalidae
Gene: SNED1
Product: sushi, nidogen and EGF-like domains 1
Exons: 33
Coding region: 1-3987 (1328 amino acids)
Biological process (GO): cell-matrix adhesion
Molecular function (GO): calcium ion binding; protein binding
Source: RefSeq, a predicted model, not a curated record